Macadamia integrifolia is the source of this 1635-nucleotide messenger RNA. RefSeq names its product cold-regulated protein 27-like. The coding region runs from base 211 to 1158 and encodes 315 amino acids. The transcript is spliced from 5 exons. Lineage: Eukaryota; Viridiplantae; Streptophyta; Magnoliopsida; Proteales; Proteaceae. The record is from RefSeq and is a predicted model, not a curated record. Gene Ontology annotation, biological process: response to cold; regulation of circadian rhythm.
UCACCGUCCUCUCUCUAACGAAGAGCCCUUCCUCUCUCUCUCUAACAAAGAACGAACACAGCAACAGUGGCGUCGCCCUUGCACCCACUGUUUCGAAGGCAGCCUUCUUCCUUGCUACUCUCUCUCUCUCUAAGAUUUUGAAACCAAUCUGGUAUUUUUCCUUAUUACUCCAAAUUUGGCGUAAGAAGUUUUUGCUUCAUUUAGUUAACAAUGGAAGGAAAUCUCAGACAAGGGACGCCACCGCCUUCAUCGGAUCCAGCCAUGGAGAGUAGUUGCAGAAGAACGACGGGUUCCGAGACAUCUGGGCUCACCGGAGACAAUUUCAGAACUCUUCUUGAAGAAGAAGAAGAAGAAGAAGAAGAAGAAGAAGAAGAAGAAGAAGAAGAGGAAGAGAUGGACAGCUUGAUGGCAGGAUCAAUGUUCACAGAAUGGACGGAUGAGAAGCACAGCCUAUACCUCAAUUCCAUGGAAGAGUUGUUUGUGAAACAGCUACAUGACGAGAAAGAGUUACUUGCUGGGCAUUCAGAGAAUGAAACCAUGCUCCAGAGAAACUCCUCAGGACAACUGAAUGAGAACAAUCAUGUCUCAUCUGGCCAGUUCAAAGUUCUUUGGAAUGGCUGCUGGCGGAAGAAUAAUAUUGAAAGAAUCCAACCUCAGUCGAUUAUUGCCUCUGACCAUCACGGUCUAUCAAAAAAUCCAUGGAUCCAGCAUUUCAGGUGUUCUGGCAGACAGGGAGAUGUAAAAUCAGCCGUUCCAGAAGGGAAUGGUUCACUUUUUACCCAGGCUGUUCGCUUGGGAGGGACAAACAGAACAUCCUGUGGAGUGGUUACAAGUUCAAAGCGGAUCCCUGCAGAUCAGCCACUAUUGGUUCACCAGGACUUUGUUGGAAGCAAUACAGAGGUAUCAGAUCAGAACUUCAUUGAAGAAGAUCAUGAUGGAGAGAAGUGUAGUAGUGUGCGCAGCACAAAGAGGAUGAAGACUGUCACUGCUGAUGUUUCAAGCAAAGAUCAAGUUGUUCUGCAUGGGAAGUUUCCUUUAAUAUCAGAUUAUGAUGAGAAUUGUGCUUCUAUGAGAACAGAAGAAACUGGUAGUAGUGGUUCCAAUCAGAAAAUGAAAUACAUUUGUAUGCCCAAAAUCUGUACUGCAUAUCAGUCAUGACCAUAAUCUCAAUGCUGGUGAUUGUCGUGUCAGUGGUAGCUACGACUGAAGUUUGAAGUUAUUGAAUCCAAGAAAGAGAAAAGGAAAAAACAGUAAGGAAAAGUGAAUACAGAUAAGAUAGUUGUUACUGUGUAGCUGAAGGAUUGAUAUAUGAAGCUGACAGAAAGUUGCUUAAAAUUCAGUGUAGGGUCUUCCAUGAAAUCAGGCAGACUUAGUAGUUGCUAAUUGGUUCUUUGCUAGUGUUGCACGGACUAUAUAUUAGAGUGAAGAAGAAUAGAAGCUGAUGAGGCAUAUACAAAAUAGUUUAGAAUUCCUUUUAUGCAUUAUAUAUUUUCCGUUUAUUCAAUAAAGUGUGUGCAUUGAACUUCUUUGUAGGCAAUAUGCACUAUAUGUAGGUGUUGGUUCAGUUGAACUUGUACCCUGCAUAAUUAUUCUUGCAGAAGCUUUGUACAAAUUAUAGUUGUGGCUUUUAAGUUC